Anopheles nili is the source of this 1497-nucleotide messenger RNA. It is a transcript of the gene Urod, whose product is annotated as uroporphyrinogen decarboxylase. Gene Ontology annotation, molecular function: uroporphyrinogen decarboxylase activity. The record is from RefSeq and is a predicted model, not a curated record. Gene Ontology annotation, biological process: heme biosynthetic process. The coding region runs from base 120 to 1184 and encodes 354 amino acids. NCBI's taxonomy places the organism in Eukaryota, Metazoa, Arthropoda, Insecta, Diptera, Culicidae. The transcript is spliced from 2 exons. Gene Ontology annotation, cellular component: cytosol.
CGGUGUGUUCUUGGCGAUUGCAAAAUAUAUUACAACCGACAUACAGCUUCUCGACAUCACACCGAAGCAGUGAGCUCUGGUGUGCGCUUCGAUUCGUUCGUAUUAUUGGCUGGCUAACAAUGAAAAAGGACUUUCCUCCUCUGAUUAAUGAUAACCUGCUGCGAGCAGCUCGUGGCGAGCCGGUGGAUCGUGUUCCGGUAUGGGUCAUGCGACAGGCAGGCCGCUAUCUGCCCGAAUUUCAGGAAGUCCGAGCGAAGCAUGAUUUUUUCACCGUCUGCCGGACACCGGAACUGGCUUGCGAAGUGACGAUGCAACCGCUGAGACGGUUCGACUUAGAUGCAUCAAUCAUCUUUUCGGAUAUUCUCGUAAUACCCCAGGCACUCGGUAUUACAGUUGAAAUGAAACCAGGCGUCGGACCCGUACUACCUGAACCUUUAGUCGGACCGGCAGAUCUCGAGCGACUCAAUCAGACUGGGGCGAUUGACCGGUUGAAGUACGUGGGCGAUGCGAUUACCAUGAUGCGUCAUAUGAUCGCGGGUAAGGUACCACUGUUUGGAUUCACCGGCGCACCAUGGACACUGAUGGGCUACAUGAUCGAAGGCGGAGGUAGCCAAACUAUGUCCAAAGCGAAAGCAUGGCUACAGGAUCACCCGGAAGCGAGCCAAAAGUUGCUGAACAUUCUCACAGAUCAGAUCAUCGAUUAUCUCGCCAUGCAGGUGAAAGCGGGCGCACAAAUAGUGCAGGUGUUCGAAUCCAGUGGAGAUCACCUUAGCAAAGAGCAGUUCCUCACUGUGUCCUUGCCAUACUUGAAGCGCAUUCGAGAUGACUUGUUGCGCAAGCUAGCGGAAGAAAAUGUCCCAGCCGUCCCGAUGGUGCUAUUUGCAAAGGGUGCAAUGCACUCGCUUGCCGAACAAGCUCAAACCGGAUAUGAAGUGAUUGGACUCGAUUACACCAUCGACCCAGAGGAAGCUCGCAAGCAAGUUGGUCCUAACGUGACGCUUCAGGGUAAUCUUCACCCGCAAGAUAUGUACAAACCACCGGAGGAAUUACGGGAGCUUGUGCUCACGAUGGUUCGCAAAUUUGGCAAGCAUCGCUAUAUCGCCAACCUGGGACACGGCAUCACCCCUCAAACGCCCGUUGAAAGCAUGACUGUACUGGUACAGGCUGUGCAUGAUGCUCUAUAACGAGAAAAUUUCACCAUCGUUGGUGCAAUCGUGACCUCUCGUGUGCGAGAUAGCCCUAAAAAAUUAUGCAGCAUAGGAGCAUUUUGUCGAAAUAAUGACAAAAUUAUCAGUUCAAUAAACAUUACAAAAUCGCAACACCGCAUGUUAGAUGUUUGCAGAACGAGAUAAAGCAAGGAAUAAGCGAAAACAACUUUAUCGCACCUAUAGACAACUAAACAUUGCAGCAUUUUUUAAAGAUCGCUGUACAGGAUGAAACGUAUCAAUUAUCAAUGUUAGAUGGAGCAUUUUCUCUUUUGUUGUUUUUAUGCAGGGA